AUGACACCUACAAACAGUUGUCGUGAUAUUCGCUCCUACUUGUGGGAAACAAAGCAUGACUUGACACUUCACCCGAUCACAAUUUCAAUUCUGGCAACAAUCUACAUUUUCAUCGUAAUAGUGGGAUGCACUGGAAAUCUACUAGUGGUAAUGUCUGUGGUACGAUUCAAAGCUCUGCAAUCCGUUAGGAAUAUGUUCAUUGUGUCGUUAUCAGUGUCAGAUCUCUUUGUCGCAAUUUUCAGUGGCUCGGUCACACCGAUUUCAGCUUUUUCCAAAGUGUGGCUCUUUGGAGCACCACUUUGUCGCUUCCUACCCCUUUUGCAGGGAACCGCAUUGAGUUUCUCGACUUUGACUCUCACUGCAAUUGCCAUUGACAGAUACAUUCUAAUUUGCCAUCCAACCUCGGAACCAAUCCGCAAGAAUCUUGCUUUCAAAAUGAUCAUUUUCAAUAAUGCAAUUGCUAUCGCACUUUCCGCUCCAUUGUUCCUCAAACAGGAGCUUGUAAAGUAUAGUAACUUUUGUGGAGAGUUUUGCACUGAAAAUUGGCGAGAGGAUGCCCAUUUGAGAAGUAUUUAUGGUAGCAUGGUGUUUAUCAUCCAGUUUGUCUUCCCACUCGCUAUUAUCACAUUCUGUUACGCAUCCAUUUCAUUUAAAUUACGUAACGGAGUCUUUACUGUCACAUUUGCCCUUUCCUGGCUACCAGCUGUUGGUUUCAAUUUCCUUCGGGACUACUCGGCUCUUCCAGGAUUUAUUGCUGAUCAGGAUUAUCUCUUCGGAAUUAUCUCUCACUGUAUCUCUAUGGCGUCCACGAUCGUCAACCCAUUCCUCUAUGGUUACUGUAACGAACACUUCCGAGCUGCAUUUGUUACUCUUUGGGAUUCAGUCAAAACUGCUUGUGGAAUGAGACGAGUGAGUCCGGGAAACAAUCCAGCUUGCUCUCAGUUGCUCAGCACUCAUUUUGAGAGCACUACCAGACGAUCUAUCACCACUGUUCCCAGUUCCAUUUAA
Molecule: messenger RNA, 1008 nt
Organism: Caenorhabditis briggsae
Lineage: Eukaryota; Metazoa; Nematoda; Chromadorea; Rhabditida; Rhabditidae
Gene: Cbr-npr-10
Product: Protein CBR-NPR-10
Exons: 8
Coding region: 1-1008 (335 amino acids)
Biological process (GO): G protein-coupled receptor signaling pathway
Cellular component (GO): plasma membrane; neuron projection
Molecular function (GO): neuropeptide binding; neuropeptide receptor activity
Source: RefSeq, a predicted model, not a curated record